GUUCCUGCCCCACGUGUGACAGUUCUUUGUCCCCAGGCCCACCCCGGGGAGAUGGUGGGCGCGCUGGCCGCGCAGUCCCUGGGCGAGCCGGCCACCCAGAUGACCCUCAACACCUUCCACUACGCCGGCGUCUCGGCCAAGAACGUCACCCUGGGCGUGCCCCGCCUCAAGGAGCUGAUCAACAUCUCCAAAAAACCCAAAACGCCCUCCCUGACCGUGUUCCUGCUGGGCCAGAGCGCCCGCGACGCCGAGCGCGCCAAGGACAUCCUGUGCCACCUGGAGCACACCAUGUCCCCAUCCACGGAGUGGGUGAACGUGUACUACGAGAUGCCCGACUUCGACGUCAGCCGCAUCUCGCCCUGGCUGCUGCGCGUGGAGCUGGACCGCAAGCACAUGACGGACCGCAAGCUGACCAUGGAGCAGAUCGCCGAGAAGAUCAACGCGGGCUUUGGCGACGACCUCAACUGCAUCUUCAACGACGACAACGCCGAGAAGCUGGUGCUGCGCAUCCGCAUCAUGAACAGCGACGAGAACAAGAUGCAGGAGGAGGAGGAGGUGGUGGACAAGAUGGACGACGACGUUUUCCUGCGCUGCAUCGAGUCCAACAUGCUGACGGACAUGACGCUGCAGGGCAUCGAGCAGAUCAGCAAGGUGUACAUGCACCUGCCGCAGACGGACAACAAGAAGAAGAUCAUCAUCACCGAGGACGGCGAGUUCAAGGCGCUGCAGGAGUGGAUCCUGGAGACGGACGGCGUCAGCCUGAUGCGCGUGCUGAGCGAGAAGGACGUGGACCCUGUGAGGACAACGUCCAACGACAUCGUGGAGAUCUUCACUGUUCUGGGCAUCGAGGCGGUGCGGAAGGCGCUGGAGCGGGAGCUGUACCACGUCAUCUCCUUCGACGGCUCCUACGUCAACUACCGGCACCUGGCGCUGCUGUGCGACACCAUGACGUCCCGGGGACACCUGAUGGCCAUCACCCGGCACGGCGUCAACCGCCAGGAGGCCGGGCCCCUGAUGAAGUGCUCCUUCGAGGAGACGGUUGAUGUCCUGAUGGAGGCAGCUGCCCACGGGGAGAGUGACCCCAUGAAAGGGGUGUCUGAGAACAUCAUGCUGGGGCAGCUGGCGCCGGCCGGCACCGGCUGCUUCGACCUGCUGCUGGACGCCGAGAAAUGCAAACACGGGAUGGAAAUCCCCAGCGCCCUGCCCGGGCUCGGCGUCGGCGGCCCCACCGGGAUGUUCUUCGGCUCGGCCCCCAGCCCCAUGGGGGGGAUGUCCCCGGCCAUGACCCCCUGGAACCAAGGGGCCACCCCGGCCUACGGCGCCUGGUCCCCCAGCGGACUCCACAACACCCCAACACCAGCUCACUGAGCCCCACAAUCGUGUGCAACACCCGCAUAACACCCCGACACUGAGACUCCCAACACCUCCAGCACUCCCACAACACCCAGCUGAGCCCCCCAACACCCUGACCAGUGCCCUGCUGACCCCCCGUGUCCCCUCUCCGCAGGUGGCGCCAUGUCCCCCAGCUACAGCCCGACGUCCCCUGCCUACGAGCCGCGGUCGCCGGGGGGCUACACCCCGCAGAGCCCCAGCUACAGCCCCACCUCGCCCAGCUACAGCCCCACUUCUCCCAGCUACAGCCCCACCUCGCCCAACUACAGCCCCACCUCGCCCAGCUACAGCCCCACCUCGCCCAGCUACAGCCCCACCUCGCCCAGCUACAGCCCCACCUCGCCCAGCUACAGCCCCACCUCGCCCAGCUACAGCCCCACCUCGCCCAGCUACAGCCCCACCUCGCCCAGCUACAGCCCCACCUCGCCCAGCUACAGCCCCACCUCGCCCAGCUACAGCCCCACCUCGCCCAGCUACAGCCCCACCUCGCCCAGCUACAGCCCCACCUCGCCCAGCUACAGCCCCACCUCGCCCAGCUACAGCCCCACCUCGCCCAGCUACAGCCCCACCUCGCCCAGCUACAGCCCCACCUCGCCCAGCUACAGCCCCACCUCGCCCAGCUACAGCCCCACCUCGCCCAGCUACAGCCCCACCUCGCCCAGCUACAGCCCCACCUCGCCCAGCUACAGCCCCACCUCGCCCAGCUACAGCCCCACCUCGCCCAGCUACAGCCCCACCUCGCCCAGCUACAGCCCCACCUCGCCCAGCUACAGCCCCACCUCGCCCAGCUACAGCCCCACCUCGCCCAGCUACAGCCCCACCUCGCCCAGCUACAGCCCCACCUCGCCCAGCUACAGCCCCACCUCCCCCAACUACACCCCAACCUCGCCGAGCUACAGCCCCACCUCUCCCAGCUACAGCCCCACCAGCCCCAACUACACCCCGACCUCGCCCAACUACAGCCCCACCUCUCCCAGCUACAGCCCCACCAGCCCCAACUACACCCCGACCUCGCCCAACUACAGCCCCACCUCUCCCAGCUACAGCCCCACCAGCCCCAACUACACCCCGACCUCGCCCAAGUACACCCCGACCUCGCCCACCUACAGCCCCACCUCGCCCAAGUACAGCCCCACGCCUCCCACCUACAGCCCCACGUCACCCAAGGGCUCCACCUACAGCCCCACGUCCCCCGGCUACAGCCCCACGUCGCCGACCUACAGCCUCACCAGCCCGGCCAUCAGCCCCGACGACAGCGACGACGACAACUGAGCCCCCCGCGACGCUGUGGGGGCGGGGCUGUCGUCACCCCAAACAACCCUGGAUCGAUAUCGGGUUGGGGUUGUUGUCAGCCCCCCAAAAAAAUCCCCACGCCGAUGUUGUACCGGGGCUGUUGUCACCCAAAAAAGCCCCGGAUCAAUAUCGGGUUGGGGUUGUUGUCACUACAAGGAAACAACCCAUCGCUGCUGGAUUGCGGCUGUUGUCACCCCUAAAACCCGGAGUCAGUAUUGGAUCGGGGUCGUGUCACCCCAAGAAACUCCACAUCGUUAUGGGGGCGGGGCUGUUGUCACCCCAGAAAAACAACCCAUCAGUGUUGGAUUG
Messenger RNA from Ficedula albicollis (Collared flycatcher), 2994 nucleotides. RefSeq names its product DNA-directed RNA polymerase II subunit RPB1-like. The transcript has 13 exons. The annotation marks the transcript as partial. Gene Ontology annotation, biological process: transcription by RNA polymerase II. The record is from RefSeq and is a predicted model, not a curated record. Gene Ontology annotation, cellular component: RNA polymerase II, core complex. Gene Ontology annotation, molecular function: DNA binding. Lineage: Eukaryota; Metazoa; Chordata; Aves; Passeriformes; Muscicapidae.